AUGCUGGCCAUCCUCCUAACUGCCGUACCUUGCGCUAGGCGGGGGACAAACUGCGUCACGCGCAUGCUCGGUGGUUUCAAUCUCUUCUGGCGCGUGCACAUGACAUGGAAGUUCAUCUAUGUCAUGCUUCUCUUGCAUGCACCGGCCCGGCUUUGGAUCUGGUUCUUCUUCCCCACUAUCUUUGUGAUCGUUGACCGGCUUCUGCUUUCCAACCACCAAAGCUUGUACUUGGCGCUGAAAAGCGUGAAGCUGCUCCCGCGCGACGUCAUCGGCCUGACCUUCGAGGUUCCACAGGGCUUUGCGUACCAGGCUGGCCAGUACAUCCUCCUAGGCUGGAAAGGAGAAUGGCGACAUCGGCCCCAGAGGAGAGUUGCAUCUCCGUCCAACAAUCUGGACUGGUGCUCUGCCCUGCGGCGGCGCCUUACCGAGGAGGCCCCAGCGCAGGCAGUGGGUGCCGAGCCCGCACGGCCCAAGGCACCCAUGGUGAUCGAGUACUGCAAGCGUGUGCUUCCCAACAGCCAAGUGGUGUACAACAUGCCCAAGAUCUGCAGUUCCAGUGGCGCAGCUAAGGAUGUGGGAGAGGCUGAGCCUCAAACCAAGUUGGAGGGCCCGCGUCUGUUGGGCCGGAGCCCUUCAGGGAAGGUGGCAGACAGGCCGGCGCGGUCCGGCGAGACGUUGAUCAGCAGCGCCGCCCCAGGGAUGCUGCCGGGGGAGUCCGUGGUGCUGCAGGUCACUGGGCCGUUUGGUGCCCCUGCACAAAAAGUCUGGGGCUUCGACGUGCUGAUGGUCGUGGGGGCCGGCAUUGGUGUCACGCCCUUCGCCUCAAUCCUGCGCUCCGUCCAGCUUCGUGCCAGGCAGCGCGAGACCAUCAUGAACGCUGCCAGGAAGCCUUCUGCUUGGCGAGCAGCCAUGGCCAGCAAUGCCCAGGCCGAUGAAACCAGGUCUGGGCUUGAGAAGCUGGUGGUCCCGAAGAAGAUCUACUUCUAUUGGAGCUGCCGCGGUCAAGAAGAGUUCGACUGA
Symbiodinium natans is the source of this 1020-nucleotide messenger RNA. The record is from the annotation of a GenBank genome assembly. NCBI's taxonomy places the organism in Eukaryota, Dinophyceae, Suessiales, Symbiodiniaceae.